UGGACGAGCAAAGCACAUCAACAGUGGAUGCGGACGCAGCGCACUCGGUAGAUCAUGAACCAGACAACAAGAAUGGUCAUACGCAUCCGAAGAUCCUGCAGCGGUUGGCGACGGUUCCUGACAUCAAGCGGGAUACCUCGGGGAUCACCACGCAGUAUAUUGGAGCUGGGAUAGUCAACUUAGGAGCACUGGCAGCUGGCGUAUGCGUUGCCUGGUCCUCAACAGCUCUGCCCUUAUUGGCACCAGGAUAUGGCGAGACACACACGGUUAGACCAGAUGUAUCUUCCGAGAUGACGACUCCAGCCGCCGUGGUGCAUAAUAUAGUGCAGAAUAAGAUUUCGCUUACAGAGUCUGAAGCCUCGUGGGCCGCUUCACUCCUCUGUCUGGGAGCGGUGUGGGGUUCAGUUCCCGCCGGACUCAUAUCAGAAUACUUCGGUAGAAAGAAGACUUUGCUCUAUCUGGCAUUGCCGCUUUUGAUAUCAUGGAUAUUAGUCGCUUCGAGCCCCAACGUGUAUGGACUGUACGUGGGAAGAUUCGUGAGUGGAAUAGCAGUUGGAGCAUUAAGCGUCGCCAUACCACCUUACGUUGAAGACAUAGCCGAAAAACAACAGCUCAAAACACUAGCUAACUUUUACCAUGUGCAUUUUAGCUGUGGAGUGUUAUUUGGAUAUAUUAUUGGAUUGGUAGAAAACACAUCAUGGCUGUCAGUUCUCUGUGCGACCAUACCCAUUGCAUUCUUCGUAGCGUUUAUCUUUCUUCCUGAGUCGCCUGCUUAUUUGAUGUCCCAGGGCAAAUUUCACGAAGCUAAAGCGGCUUUACGCUAUUACAGAGGCAUUGACAAUGAUAUCGAUGGAGAAAUCAAAGCUUUGAGAGAAUUUUUAAGAUUUUCAGCCAAGAACAGAGUUACCUUCAAGGAACUCUUCGGCACAACGGCAACACUGAAAGCAUUAGUUGUCUCGUUUGGACUAAUGAUAUUCCAGCAAAUGAGUGGAAUAUAUCCUAUACUUUUUUACGCGAGGAAGAUCUUUGAAAAAUUCGGGAUAUCCCUUUAUCCUCCAAGCGCAGCGAUAAUUUUGGGAUUCUCUCUGGUCUCAUCGACUUAUUUCUCAACAAUGCUGUUAAAGGUGGUGAGAAGACGAGUACUCUUAAUGAUAUCGUUCUCAGUAAUGGCUUUAAAUUUAGGAGGGCUUGCGAUUUACUAUCAUAUGAAAGCCUCUAAUAUGACUACCAAUAAUACGUGGAUACCUCUACUUACUUUAUGCUUGUUUGUGAGUUUUUACGCUGCAGGAGUUGGGCCUAUACCCUGGUUGAUGCUGAGAGAGAUAUUCCCUCCGAAUGUCACCAGAAGAGCCACAGCUAUCACUGCCGGAGUGCACUGGUUCCUAGCUUUUGGAGUGACAAAGUUAUACCAAAAUCUAGAAGACCUUAUUAAGCCUGGUUGGACACUAUGGCAUUUUUCAGUAACUUGUCUGAUUGGUACACUUUUUGUGUUCUUCUUUGUCCCAGAAACGAAAGGCAGGACCCUACAAGAGAUUCAGAAUGAGUUUGAAGGAAUCCAUAAAAAGAAGAGGCACAGACAUGUCAUAGAGGUUGAGAGUGUGUCUGAAGCUUAAUAUAAGACUGCUGGGGAUUUGGAUCAAAAAUUUUGUAAGGUUCAGUCUAAAUUGUUCCGUCUAAAGAGCUGCCUUACUUUAUGUUACGCCGGAGAAGUUUUUAUACAUUUCAAAUAUUAUGUUGCAGAAAAAUGAUCAGUUUAUAUGUAUAUUACAUAUAAAUAUAUAAGAAAUGUAAGAGAACACUAUAUAAUAUUUGGUGCCUUUUGAAUGAUCAGUAUUUUUAAACGAUUACCCGUCUGCUGCUGUUGGUAAAGCAAAUCGUGUUA
Manduca sexta (tobacco hornworm) is the source of this 1882-nucleotide messenger RNA. Its product is annotated as facilitated trehalose transporter Tret1. Gene Ontology annotation, biological process: transmembrane transport. The record is from RefSeq and is a predicted model, not a curated record. Gene Ontology annotation, cellular component: membrane. Gene Ontology annotation, molecular function: transmembrane transporter activity. NCBI's taxonomy places the organism in Eukaryota, Metazoa, Arthropoda, Insecta, Lepidoptera, Sphingidae.